CUCGGCUCCUCCGAUUCGGCGCGAAUCGGAGGUUGCGCGGUGGAUCGGGGGCGAUCGGCUGGGAUGACGGGGAAGAAGCGCAAGGCGGAGGCGGCAAGGCUGGAGGAGACGGACCGCGCCAUGUACGGCGCCUUCCGGGGCGCCGCCAACUCGCUAUCGCAGCUCUACACGCUCGCCAUGGGCGGACAGAAGCUCUCCUUCCAGGCCGGCGAGCGCCACGCCAUGGAAAAGCUGUAUGAAUGGAUUUUGAGGCAGCAUGAAAAUGGAUUGAGGCUGACAGUUGCUGAUAUAGCCUCGCACAUCCAGCAUGAGAUUCAGUAUGGAGGCGACAAUCCAUUGGCCUCUCCAAGAUCACAAUAUGCUAGCCAAAGCACUCUGGCCACUGUCCAUGUACCCAACACAGGCAACCAUCAACCAUCUCCGAGCUUAUUUGCACUAGGAAACCCAGGGUUAACUCAGUCCAAGAACUCAGCAGUCUUUUCAAACGCAUUAUCCAGCCCCGUCCGCCGGGGUCUGCAACCAUACCAUCUGGAUCAGGCUGGCGAUGCAGGCUACUUCGCAAACGGCUCAAACCGUGAGCCAAAUCCCACUGCUUCGAACGACUCAUCCAUGGAUAUGCAUUCGGACAGCCCAGCUCAUGACGAAUCGUCCUGAGCAGUUUGCUCCACGGAGUUGGAAAGAAACAGCACAUCCAGAGAUAGAACAAAGUGGAAAAAGAACAGCCAAUGCAGUGAAAGAAGAAAAUUAGCUGCCAGCUGCCAGAUGCCUGAUGCCUGUUGUCGCCGCUCAAGUAGGACUAUUUGAUUUAACCCCGCCUCCAUUAGCCUGCUAUGCUAAGCAUGUCUUAUGUUUGUCACCUUUUACCGCCUGUUUCUUUGUGAAGAUACUGUAACCUUCAUGCAUCUGUGUUCUGGGUAAAAUUGUAAAACUUCGAUUUAUCUGUGCAUAUUACUGUCGGUAUGUGAUCAAGUGUAUUAUGCUGGCAAAAGGAAAACUUAUUAACAGCCUCUCUUU
Molecule: messenger RNA, 1014 nt
Organism: Lolium rigidum
Lineage: Eukaryota; Viridiplantae; Streptophyta; Magnoliopsida; Poales; Poaceae
Exons: 3
Coding region: 64-654 (196 amino acids)
Source: RefSeq, a predicted model, not a curated record